UCCUCUGCCACCUUUGUGGUCUUCUUUCCAUCUUCAUCUCCUCAACAGGCGGUACUGUGGUAUCAAGCCACCUCGAAAACAUAAUACGGAAUUACAGCGAACCCCCCACUUCUUGUCCACUCCUCAGGGUUACUCUGGCCAAUUAACCUUACUUGUCUGCGCCAAAGUGUUCCAUUACCCGUUUCCGCUGGGGCAAACUAUGGUAGUGAUUAUUGCUUCGGCCCAAUCAGACAGCUCUCGCCCUCGUCUUACGAGAGGCCAAGGACUGAUCAUAUGGGCUGCGCCCUCAACCAAAUUCUUAUGCCGGUACUUUCAAGGCUCACGUGUAUUGCGUACUACAACAGGUACUCUUUGCUUUCUCGCUUAAGCGUGCUAUUACCAAAACACAGACCCCUGCCGCCUUGUUUGCAAGCAUCUUCAGCUAUUCCGCUCCUCUCCUCUUUUGCUCCUCAUCCCCCUCUUUCGUGCUGCGUCUUUUCCAUCCUAAACAUUGUUUUUACUUGCGCCUUGGAGUUGUGCUUCACCUUCUCGCCUUCACCCGAUGCGUCUGCCGUAAGGAAUCAACGACGCGUACACUCACUUAGUAUACAACAUGAGUACACCUACGCCUUUUCGUUUGCUCUGCCGAGCAGUGCCCAAGAAAACGUGUGUUCGACCAGCUCAGUGCCCAUCCGCGCGCCAGGCUCUGCAUACUUUCAAAACCAACUUCACCUCAUCAGUACCUAAAACACCUAAAGCCAGAACCCGAUUCCCUUUCCACAACGCCCUAUUAGUUGGUGCCGGUAUUGGGUCAUUCUGUAUCGGAAUAUCAUUAUCUCCCCAGGCUUCCUUCGAUGCACCUAGCGUACUAUUCCCAUUUAACGGCGUCUUCAGAGAGACAGAGGAGGUGCGAAAGCUCGCUGAUAACCGGGAUCACGCACUUCCUCGGUUCCGUCUAUCAGAAGUCAAAGAACACGAUGGUAAAUCGAAACACCCAUGGGUGACUCGAGGAGAUAAAGUAUACGAUAUUACCGACUGGGUGGCUGCCCAUCCUGGAGGAAAGAUUAUACUGACUGCCGCUGGUGGCUCCAUUGACCGAUACUGGGACCUCUUCGCCAUCCACAAGCAACAAUAUGUUUAUGAUAUUCUUGAGCAAUACCUCAUUGGAUAUGUUCACUCAGCAGAUCUCAUCGAUGGCAAGCCCCCACAGGAUGCUAUCGAGGACCCUUUUGCACAGGACCCAGAACGAAACCCUGCAUUAAUUACACGAACAGCAACACCACGAAACGCCGAAACUCCAGGACAAGCCAUUAGCGAUAGUUUCCUCACGCCAAACGACCUCUUCUAUGUUCGAAACCACAUGUGGGUUCCCGUGGUGCCCGAGAAAGAGUCAGACGCAUACUGCCUUACUAUUGAGAUGCUUGACGGUACGACCAAGGAGUACACACUCAAGGACCUCAAAACCAAGUUCCCCAAGCGCCAAGUUACAGCUGUAUUACAAUGCUCUGGCAAUCGCCGCAGACACAUGAGCGAAGAUUCCGGACGAAAGACCAAUGGUCUCCCAUGGCAAGUCGGUGCCAUUUCCAACGCAUCUUGGGAGGGAGUUUCGCUAGCUGAUGUUCUUGCCGACGCCGGAUUCAAAAACGACGAGGCCAUGCUUGGAAGAAGUGAAGUGAAGCACGUACACUUUUCUGCUAUGGAGGCGUACGGUGCAUCUAUUCCUAUCAAGAAAGCAGUCGACCCGCAAGGCGACGUCCUUCUUGCAUACGGCAUGAAUGGCCAGACAUUACCCAGAGACCACGGAUUUCCUCUCCGCACCAUUGUCCCUGGCCAUGUGGCAGCACGAUCCGUCAAGUGGCUCUCGCACAUCACACUGAGUGAAGAAGAAAGCAUGAGCCAGUUCCAGCGACGCGACUACAAGUGCUUCGGCCCCAACGAGACGAAGGUUGAUUGGGAUGCCGCUCCCGCUAUCCAAGAAAUGCCCAUUCAAAGUGCAAUCACAACAGCGAAGUUAGACAAACCCAAGGUGGCUGCACCAUCAAAUGAUCAAGAAACGCCGAAGCCGACCCAAGAUUUGGACGUUAGCGGGUACGCCUUCUCUGGAGGCGGCCGUUCUAUUAUUCGAGUUGACAUCUCCGUCGAUAAUGGCAACUCAUGGUCCCAGGCGACAAUCCUUCCCGACCACAAAGACGAGAAUGCUCCAGAACGCGGCAGCGCCGACUGGGCAUGGAAGCGCUGGAAGUUCAACACAGCUCUGCCUCGCUCUGCCUUUACCGAGUACGAGAAGAAGGAUAUCGGCGACAACAUUAGUAAUGAAGAGCCGAAGAAGCGAUGCACUACAGUCGUGGUAAAGGCCACCGACGAGGUAUACAACACGCAGCCCGAUACGCAGGCCGCCAUUUGGAACGUGCGAGGAAACCUGGCCAACGCGUGGCACAGGAUGCAAGUCUGCACUGAGUGCGAGGAGGAAAAGAAGAAGACUACAGGAAAAAGCGCCUAGACCAGUACAUAUUACUACAAUAUAUUUUAUCCAGCCAUGCAUUUAUGUGCAGUGAGCACAGUCAUACGAGAUCCUUUUGUUGAAGAGCAUAUAAUAUAACAUUGAUCAUU
[Torrubiella] hemipterigena is the source of this 2589-nucleotide messenger RNA. The record is from the annotation of a GenBank genome assembly. NCBI's taxonomy places the organism in Eukaryota, Fungi, Ascomycota, Sordariomycetes, Hypocreales, Clavicipitaceae.